Messenger RNA from Sphenostylis stenocarpa, 276 nucleotides. Lineage: Eukaryota; Viridiplantae; Streptophyta; Magnoliopsida; Fabales; Fabaceae. The record is from the annotation of a GenBank genome assembly.
AUGAUGUGUGAUGUGUUUGAUCUGCGGAAAAUCGGUUUGGGAUCUUACGCGUGGGCAAACGCAGCAUCAGGUAUGGCAGUCCAUGAUGACUGCAAGUUAAGGUUUUUGGAGCUCAAAGCGAAGAGGACACACCGUUUCAUUGUUUUUAAGAUUGAGGAGCAACAGAAGCAAGUCAUUGUGGAGAAGCUUGGUGAGCAAGCCCAAGGAUAUGAAGAUUUACUAGUAGCCUUCCUGCUGACGAGUGCCGCUAUGCUGUUUAUGGUUUUGAAUAUAUGA